CGUUUACGUUUCCGUUUACGUUUCCGUUUACGUUUCCGUUUACGUUCCCGUUUACGUUCCCGUUUACGUUUCCGUUUACACAGGACUCAUUCAACUCUUCGGGCGUGGGAUCUAUGUUUAGCUCAGCCAGCUUGUAAAUGGCAUCAUAUACGGAAUCUGCUACGAUCUGGUUACCAGGAACGGACACGACAACUAAAAAUCUUCUGAAACAUCCGGAAGUCAAAGACAUUGUAACUAAGGCAGUCGCAGGUGUUGAUGGCGAUGCCUAUAUAAUUGGAGAUUCUGAAUGGGCGGACGGCACACAAUCUGAUGUACUAUACGCUCCCAAGGAUGAAUCACUUAGGCAUGCCCCAAUUAUCGUUGAAGUACAGCAUUCAGUGAACUUUGCCUUUGUCAAUCGAUCAAUCAGGUAUUGUACCUUAGCUUAUCAGAGGUUCCAAACAUUACCUGUAUUAGUUGUUUUUUGUAUCAAUGCAACAAGUGGCAUCCCAAUUAAGCUCCUUAGUGGGUACUGCAUUACCUUGUUGGUUAUAAAUUAAUAUUUGUUUUAUUAAAGAACUACUAAUUUUUUAUAUCUAAAUUGAAUUUUAUAAUAUAAAUAAAUAAU
Zychaea mexicana is the source of this 607-nucleotide messenger RNA. RefSeq lists its product as uncharacterized. Bases 138 to 539 code for a protein of 133 amino acids. The transcript is spliced from 2 exons. Lineage: Eukaryota; Fungi; Mucoromycota; Mucoromycetes; Mucorales; Lichtheimiaceae. The record is from RefSeq and is a predicted model, not a curated record.